AUGGAACACAGCCAACAAAACCAGACGUUAACGACUGCAGCCAGUCAGUUCUCGACGUCACCGUCGGUCGUACUGCAACCACAACAAGAAAAACAACCAAAGUCCAACCUUCGUCGUCAACUGGAUGAUUUAUUAUUUGGAUCUAUUUCAGGCAUGGUUGGCAAGGUUGUCGAAUACCCAUUUGAUACGGUUAAAGUUAGACUGCAAACACAGCCAUUAGAUCGUCCCUACUACACUGGACCGUGGCAUUGUUUAACGUCGACGGUCAAGCAGGAUGGAAUGCGAGGAUUAUUUACGGGCAUGGCCUCGCCAAUGGUUGGAUCGAUGAUUGAAAAUGCUGCUCUCUUUGUUGGCUACCGACAAGUACAACGAUUGAUCCGUAACUACUCUGCCACAGCCGAGGAACGGGAAGCGAUGGCCAAGAUGAAUGAACAAGACCUACCACCGCUCAGCCUACCACAGUUGGUACUUGCCGGUGCAUCAUCCGGCGCGCUGGCAUCCUUCGUCCUCACACCCGUCGAACUCGUCAAAUGCAAGCUCCAAUUCCAACUAGCCGAGGCAAGCAACAGUACAUUAGCAGCAACAUCUCGGUCGUCAACGAUCCGAUACAGUGGUCCGUUGCAUGUGAUCACCUAUACCUUGAAGAACCAGGGCCUGAGCGGGUUCUAUCGCGGCUACCUGGCUACGCUGAUACGUGAAGCAGGCGGCGGUGCCUUUUGGUUUGGGGUGUACGAGUAUGUGUGCGAACUCAUGCUGCGCCGUCGCAACUCGACCAACAAGAAGGAUCUCAGUGCACCUGAGCUCAUGCUGGCUGGCGGCCUCGGUGGUGCGGGCUACAACUUUUCAUUUUACCCAGUGGAUGUGAUCAAGUCGCACAUGCAGACGGACCAGGAAGUGCUGGCGGGCCAGAACACACGUCCACGGUCGUUCAUGCAAACGGCGCGGGAAGUGUACGCAGGAGGCGGUGUCAAGGGGUUCUACCGAGGAUGUGGCAUCACUGUCGCACGGAGCAUACCAACCAGUGCCAUCAUCUUUUUGACGUAUGAGACGUUGUCGGAAUACUUUGGUUAA
This is a messenger RNA of Zychaea mexicana, 1071 nucleotides long. RefSeq names its product mitochondrial carrier domain-containing protein. The transcript has 3 exons. The coding region runs from base 1 to 1071 and encodes 356 amino acids. NCBI's taxonomy places the organism in Eukaryota, Fungi, Mucoromycota, Mucoromycetes, Mucorales, Lichtheimiaceae. Gene Ontology annotation, biological process: mitochondrial L-ornithine transmembrane transport. Gene Ontology annotation, molecular function: L-ornithine transmembrane transporter activity. The record is from RefSeq and is a predicted model, not a curated record.